AUGACGUCACCAGAGCGCCCCCGCGGGCGAGGGCAUAGAGGCGGCAGGAUUGCGUCACUGGUGCGCGCCGCGGGUCCGGGCGCGAUGGCGGCGCUGGGCGGGGACGGGUUGCGUCUGCUGUCGGUGUCGCGACCCGAGCGGCAACCCGAGACGGCGGCUCUGGGAGGUCCGGGCCCCGGGCUGUGCUGCUGGGUGUCGGUGUUCUCCUGUCUCAGCCUCGCCUGCUCCUACGUGGGCAGCCUCUAUGUCUGGAAGAGCGAGCUGCCCAGGGACCACCCUGCCGUCAUCAAGCGGCGCUUCACCAGUGUCCUGGUGGUGUCCAGCCUGUCGCCCCUCUGCGUGCUACUCUGGAGGGAACUCACAGGCAUCCAGCCAGGCACAUCCCUGCUCACCCUGAUGGGCUUCAGGCUGGAGGGCUUUUUCCCAGCAGCACUGCUGCCCCUGCUGCUGACCAUGAUCCUUUUUUUGGGCCCGUUGAUGCAGCUGUCGAUGGACUGCCCCUGUGACCUGGCAGAUGGGUUGAAGGUUGUCUUAGCCCCUCGCUCCUGGGCCCGCUGCCUCACGGACAUGCGCUGGCUGCGGAACCAAGUGAUCGCGCCCCUGACGGAGGAGCUGGUGUUCCGGGCCUGCAUGCUGCCCAUGUUGGCACCGUGUACGGGCCUGGGCCCUGCCGUGUUCACCUGCCCGCUCUUCUUCGGAGUUGCUUCGAUUCCGCCAGAGCAGUGUGGGGAGCAUCUUCCUGUCUGCAGCGUUCCAGUUCUCCUACACAGCUGUCUUCGGUGCCUACACUGCUUUCCUCUUCAUCCGCACAGGACACCUGAUCGGGCCAGUUCUCUGCCACUCCUUCUGCAACUACAUGGGCUUUCCUGCCGUCUGUGCAGCCCUGGAGCACCCACAGAGGCGGCCUCUGCUCGCAGGCUAUGCCCUGGGCGUGGGACUCUUCCUGCUGCUGCUCCAGCCCCUCACGGACCCCAAGCUCUACGGCAGUCUUCCCCUGUGCGUGCUUUUGGAGCGGGCAGGGGACUCAGAGGCUCCGCUGUGCUCCUGACCCAUGCUCUCGUGCACACUCCCAUGAACUCUCACGGGCUCCUCAGCCCCUCCCCAUCAGGGGGUCCUGCCGGGGAGGAGCUGGCUGGGGUCCCGAGAUCUCAGGAAUUUUUGUAGGGGAUUGAAGCCAGAGCUAGUCGAAUCCCAGGGACCAAGAGAAAGGGGCGGAAAGGUGCGGCCCCCCGAACGAGGGGGCGAGGAGCAGGCCCCAGGAGCCGCACGCUCCCUUCCGCACUGUGGACCGCUGCUGCUCUGAGCUCCUCGGCGCCGGAAAAGCUGCUGGGGGUAGAAUUUACAGAUCCCUCCCCCCAACUUCCCAGGGUUUUCUCACUGUCUUUUUUGCAUCAGGACUUUGUAUUGGGAUAUUAAAGAGAUUUAACUUGGGUAACCUGG
This is a messenger RNA of Phyllostomus hastatus (greater spear-nosed bat), 1440 nucleotides long. RefSeq names its product Ras converting CAAX endopeptidase 1 (gene RCE1). Gene Ontology annotation, biological process: CAAX-box protein processing. Gene Ontology annotation, cellular component: endoplasmic reticulum membrane. Lineage: Eukaryota; Metazoa; Chordata; Mammalia; Chiroptera; Phyllostomidae. Gene Ontology annotation, molecular function: metalloendopeptidase activity. The coding region runs from base 1 to 1164 and encodes 387 amino acids. The transcript has 8 exons. The record is from RefSeq and is a predicted model, not a curated record.